AUGUUACCAUUGGGUCUUCUGACGGCCGCCCAAGGCCACCCCAUGCUUGUGGAGCUCAAGAAUGGCGAGACGCUGAACGGACAUCUUGCCAACUGCGAUAACUGGAUGAACUUAAUACUCAAGGAGGUUGUUCAGACUAGCCCCGAAGGCGACCGCUUCUUCAGAUUACCAGAGGUCUACGUGCGAGGAAAUAAUAUCAAAUACUUGCGAAUCCCGGAGGAAAUUGUGGAGAUGGUCAAGGAACAGCAGCAAAGCCAGCCGCAGAAUCGCAACCGUGGUGGCCGUGAGGGCAGGGGCGAUAGAGGCCGUGGUGGUGGCCGUGGCGGGCGAGGUCGCGGCCGGGGUCGUGGUGGCAGUUAG
Aspergillus udagawae is the source of this 360-nucleotide messenger RNA. Its product is annotated as U6 snRNA-associated Sm-like protein LSm4. The coding region runs from base 1 to 360 and encodes 119 amino acids. Gene Ontology annotation, molecular function: U6 snRNA binding. Lineage: Eukaryota; Fungi; Ascomycota; Eurotiomycetes; Eurotiales; Aspergillaceae. Gene Ontology annotation, biological process: P-body assembly; spliceosomal snRNP assembly; mRNA splicing, via spliceosome. The record is from RefSeq and is a predicted model, not a curated record. Gene Ontology annotation, cellular component: U6 snRNP; spliceosomal tri-snRNP complex; P-body. The transcript has 3 exons.